GUCCGUGUCGUGGAUAUAACAAUCAAAAACAUCAGUACUAAUUGACCUUUUCACCCUGCCCAAUAAUAUAGCAUCCUUUCUGGCACCGAGAGCGAACAGAUUUAGCUAUUCGCAGUGGCGAGUUAAAAGAAGAGCAAGAAUCCUCUUCCGUACAGAAUCGUGCGAAAAUUCAGAACCGAAAAAUGAAAAUCAUCUGUACACAAGUGUUCAAGUGCCUGUUGUCCUUCCUGCUGCUGCUGCUGUUCAUUCUGUUCAGUUUCGCCUCACGCGUGCUCUUUGUUUAACGAUUCCGUAGCAGUUGUGGUCUAGUUCUGCCAUAGCUAUCGCUGGUAAUCCGACAGAUCUUGUUCUUCCCUACACUAUCGUCAGCUGUUUGCUUCGUCAAUUUCGCGGGUUCGUCGUACGCAACGUUAAGAUUACACCGUCUCUUAUCGGCAUCCCUUACGUUAAACGAGACGCUAAGAAAGCAGAAAACGAAAAACAAAAGCCAUCUUCCCGAGACCGGAAAUCAUCCCUUACGGAACGGCGACUGAGUGGAAACAAUUGGCCGGCACAGAUUUAGCGCGGAAAUUGGUUCGUGGCUGUUCUUUUGUAAUGAUUUUUAAUUCUACUGAUGUGGCAGUAGAUCUUACCAAGCACUCCUGCAUGCUUCGCCACGUAUAAUGGCAGAUGAUGAUGACAUCAGAACGGCCGUGCACUCGUUUUAUGCCAUUCAGCAUCAACAACAGCAGCAAAAUCACAUGCCGGUCAUACAUCACCAUUCUAUGAUGCACGGCCACCAGAGCUACGGCAGCGGUCCACCCAUGAACGCGAUCGGCAUGUCCCGCUCGCAAUCGCACACGGUGAAUCUGCUGAGCGAGGAGUUUAUAGCCGGGUACAUGGAAGAGGGUCGCAUGUCCGUCGCCCGAAGGUUCUUCUGUCUUUUCGUUACAUUCGAUGUCGUAUUCAUUUCGCUGCUGUGGAUCAUUUGCGUUGUGAUCACUGGCGACAACGUUAUACACGCAUUGCAAAUUCAGGUCCUUCACUAUACGGUCUACACAUCGCUAUUUGAUGUUGUUAUUACUGCCCUCAUUAGGUUUAUUUUUCUUCUACUGUUUUAUGGGCUGCUCAGCGUCAGCCAUUGGCUAGUGAUAGCGUUAUCUACAACUAGUUCCUGUGCUUUUCUUAUUAGCAAAGUAUUUCUUUAUGACUGGACUGCUACACCGCAACCGGUAUUCGAGGUGCUUCUGAUAGUGGUAUCGUUCGUAUUGGCAUGGGGUGAAGCAUGGUUCCUGGAUUGUCGCGUUAUACCACAGGAACGAUAUGCAAGAGAUUAUUUCGUCGCGAUCACGAAUCCCGGCUCGAUGGAUGCUCGCACACCUUUGCUGGGUCCAUUCCUGAGUGCAACAGUUGCAGGUCGGACGGAAAGUAUAGGCAACUUUUACUCACCGUUCGAUUCCAUUCAUAACAGCGACGAUGACGACGAUGAAGAUGAGCAGGAUGCAGAAUUCAAGAAGAUGGGCACCGAGUGUGUACGAAAAGCGUACGCGUUGCUCGAAUCCGAUGGUUGGAAGAUUGAAAAGGUAACCGCGAAAGGUGACACGAUCCAAAGCUGUCAGCAGGACACUUUCGGCAAGGUGUAUAAACUUACGGCGAAGAUUCACUACCCUGCCCGGAAGCUGUUGGAGGAACUGUUUUACAAAAUCGAGGAAGUACCAAAAUGGAAUCCAACGCUUGUAGAUUCCAAAAUCAUUCGUAAAAUCGAUAGUCACACGGAUAUUUCCUACCAGGCCACGGUGGGCGGUGGCGGUGGUGUGGUAAAGUGUCGCGAUUUCGUAAACCUUCGCUGCUGGCACCUUUGUCGCGACGGGCGUGUGAUCGAGGGUGUCGAUAUCUCACCGAACCCGUUAAUUAAUCUUUCUCCGGUGACUGAAGAAUAUGAAGGUAAUGGUUCGGUCGAGCAAAGUGACAACAGCGAGGAGGAGCAGGAAAGUGUCGGUAGCAUCGGAAAGGGCGAUGUUUCUGGGAAAAUUCCUGCUUCAAAAUCCGUUCCGCAGAUGAGUCAAUCGCACGGAGAGUUGAAGCUGGGUGCAGAAGGACCUAAUGGGGUAAAAGAUAACGCAAAGAAUGAUAAGACUGCAUUUAAAACGCUCAGCAAAAGUUUGGGCGCACAGGAUUUCGCGGCCGGGGCAGCCGCUGAUGCUGGUUCGGACCCUGAUGAUGUGUUUUCAGAUGCAAACACGGACGAUCAGCAAGGAGGUGAAUCAGCUCCGGGGUAUGGGAGUGAAAAGAAAAAGAAACAUGCCGCCCGCGAGGAAAGUGAAUCAACGGUAAAGGGUGGCAACGUGUAUGUGAGUGCCGCAAUCAGUAUAGAAUAUCCUGGUGCUCCCAUGAAAACGAUAUUUAUAAGAGGAGAGAAUAAACUAUCGUGCUGGGCGAUGCGGGAGAUCGCAAAUCAAAAAGAUCACUGUAUAUUUGAGUGGCUGCUGUGUUUGGAUCUGAAGGGUUAUAUUCCGCGCUACGUGCUAGACACUGCCUACACUACGCUAAUGCAAGACUACAUGAACUACCUUCGCAAGUACGUCGCCGAACUACGCAAGCAAGGAAAAGUGCCUGGUGGCUCCGAAUCCACCGCAUAGAGCGUCACAUGAGCAACGGUUAGCAUCAUUUUUCUUCAAAAGUCAUUCGAAUUUGUAAUAGAUUUAUGAUGGAUCAUUCAUUGGACAUUGUUCCGAGCCUGUUUUACAGCUGUGCUUUACGUACGCGUUGGGUUUGCUAGCCGAGAUUUAUUAUCCCAUUAAUAGCAUCCUUGCUGUACAGAAGAGAAGACAAAUGCUUUGCUAGCUCGUAAAAAGGAAUGAGAUUUUUAGUCAAUUACAAAACAAAACAAUGGAGAUAGUGCUACCAAUCACAAUACUUCUGAACGAAAUGAGUUACAUUGAUGCAUGACAAUUCCCUCUGUCCAUUAACCAGCCCAGCGAAAGUAUUGUACUGAGUCGACAGAAAUUGCCUACAUCUAUUUCUCUCGUUCUCGUUGCCUUCAUCAAUAAUUUUGAAUAAGUGAAGUAAAGUUUACAUAUUUCCCUUGGGUCCAUACGACCAACAAUCGUGAUCAUUUGAUGCUAUCUUUUACAAAAGCAUGAGAGAGAAAGAUAAUUUCCUUCUAAUAUGUCUAAUUGGUAUUGCUGUUAUUUUAUUGUGAUAUGAAUAAAAGAUUUAUAAUAUAGCGCGUACAACAAU
Anopheles moucheti is the source of this 3219-nucleotide messenger RNA. It is a transcript of the gene Start1, whose product is annotated as steroidogenic acute regulatory protein-like. Lineage: Eukaryota; Metazoa; Arthropoda; Insecta; Diptera; Culicidae. The coding region runs from base 663 to 2618 and encodes 651 amino acids. The transcript has 11 exons. The record is from RefSeq and is a predicted model, not a curated record. Gene Ontology annotation, molecular function: lipid binding.